AGACUCUAAAAUUUCUUAAAUCUAUUGAUUCCAUGUCUAUGAAUUUUCUGGGAGCAACCCUAAGUUUGCCCUGUUUUUUCGGCGGGCUUAAUAAUGUUUUCCUUUUUUAUGCUUAGAUUUGUAAAUCUUAUAACAGUAAAUUUUGUUGAGAGGAAACCCCGAGACUUCUGUACUUUUUGCAAGGGUUUGUUUCCCUUGCGUUGUUAAAAUAUAAAAUUAUGUCGACACUGAAAAGUAAAACCCUGGAGAAACCCUAUAUCUGCUAUCGUUUUUUCAGGAGAUUUAGUUUGUUAUAUUUUAUUUAUUCAUGUUUGCAAAAUCUACGACACUGAGAAUUUUUGGAUUCACCCUAUAUCAGUUAGCCUUACGCUUUUUUAAGUGGAAUACAUUUAUACUAGUUUUUGCUUGAUCAAAUAUUUGGGUAAACCCCAAGCCUGAUAUCUUUGGAUGUUAAGCUAUUUCGAGGGGACUUUGGUGCGAUGGACAUCUCUGAGUCCAGCACCCGCCAUUAUGAAAAGCGGCGCUCUACUGUGGAGAGUCCAGAGUCACCGCGAGAUCGGGAUAGGGAUGGGGAGGAUGAGGACUGGGAUGUUUCUGAGCGCCGAAGGGACAGGCAUCGGUCAAGCAAGUCUAGGAAACGGGGCAAUCCUGAUGAAUAUUCUGAGGAUUGGCAGCAGACAGGAAGUAGGAGGAAGAGUGGCAGUGGCAAAAAGAAAUUGGUUACAGCCAGCUCAGGAAGGGCAGGGAGUGGUGACGAGGAUGAGUAUGAUGACAAAGGUGUGAUUGGCCCGAGAUCAGAUGAUUAUGGGACCAGGGGCAGUAAUGCAGAUAAUAAACGUGACAGGGAUAAAUUGGACAAAAAAUCUAGCAGUGGUUACCAGGAUGCAACAAGAAAAAUGAAAGAAGAGAAUGCUGGAGCCAAACCAGAGGAUGAUAGAUCUAGACAGCACGCUUUUACUGAUUAUGACAGAAAUCUGCCAAGGAAGGCUACUGGAACUAUCAGAGCCGGGAAAACAGAAACUACUGCAGUGAAAGCAGCAUCUGGCUAUGAGACAUCUCAAAGCAGAAACAGAGGCAAAACAAGUGAUUUCUAUAGGGAAAGUGACGCUGAGAAUGCACCACAAGAAAGGGGGAUUGCUAGACAAGGUUCAGAUGAUACUGCAAGGUAUACAGAAAGGAAAGGAAGUGGAAAAGAGAAGGGUCAAGGAGGCAAAGGCAGCAGCAAAUAUGAAAAGGAUGACAAUGGAAGGAGAUGGGAUGAAGCCGAUUACUCAAGGUCUACCCCAAAGGUUGUUAAUGAGGAUCUGGAUAUAGAUAAAGGUGACAGGAGGGUGGGUAGGGGCAGGGAGAAACUUGGAGGUGGGAGGGAGAGAGAAAAUGAAACAAAUGAUUUUCCUUCGAAAAGCAAGAGCAGGUUUGGAGAAGCGUUGACAUUCCACAAUGAAGGGAAACCUGCAAGAGCAAGUGACCGGGAUGAAAGGAGGACAGAAGAAGCUGAAAGGAGGCCUAAGGGUAAGGGUAGGUUAGAAAUGCAUGCAGAUGAUGAGGAUGCAAACAAGGCAAUCAAUAUGGAUAAGUUGGAUGAUAAGCAGCAGCGUAGAAUUCGAGAUACAUUUGACAGCAUGGCCGAAGAUUUUGAGAGCUGGGAAAAGUCUGGAGGUCAAAGGCAAUCCUUCAAGGUGCAGGAAGAGAAAAGCGAAAGGCAUAAGAACUUCAGGGAGUACGGACAUGGUAGAUGGGAUGAGGCGGAAAAUUGGGAUAUACAAGAUAAUGAGGAUGAGCAUGUUGAGAGAGGAAGAAUGAAGGAAAAAAGGGACAUGGGUUGGGAAGACAUAGAAGAUAGAGGCAGAUCUGGUCGGGGUCGGAGUGGAAGGGGAGUAAGGCACAUGAAAAGGUCUUGGAGUCCUGAAGGUAGAAAAAGAGCUCGACGAGAUUCUGAGGAGUUUGACAGAGAGUUUUCUGAUGACAGAGGUGAUUCGGAUACAGAAAGAAGCAUCAGUUUGAAAGGAAAGGACAGAGAUCGAGAUGUGUAUCGAGAGGAUAGGCCUAGAGAGAAGGAUUCUGAUUGGAUGGAAAGAUCUAGAGAUUGGGAAGGUUCCAAAGAUCAUAGGAAAAGUCGAUAUUAUGAUAGACAUGAUAAGGAUUUAAAGGGCGAAGAAGGGGAUUAUGAUUUUGAGCGGGAUUGGGAAUUUCAUGGACGUGAAAGAGAGAGAUUGGAAAGAGAGAAAGUACAAAGGGUAGUCACAGAUAGAAAGGACAGGGGGAGGCUGGAAGGAGUUAAAAGUGUAACAAGUUUUGGCAGUAGCAAUGAUGCUUUGGAUAGAAGAGCCGGUUCUCUUGAUUAUGGAAGAGGUGACUCUGGAUCUGCAUUUGGUUCAAGUAGAAGAAAUGAUAUAGGAGGCCCUUCUGAUUUUAUGGGAGAGGGUGACUGGGGGUUUCCUCCUGAUGAUAGAGGAAGAAUGGGUGAUGUUUAUGCUGCUGGCAUUGAUUCACGUGAACGGUACGAUGAUGAUGCUCCUCCAGGCCUUGAUCAAAAUUUUGGCAUGAAUCCAGGAAGGAUUACUCCAGAUGGGUCAAACAUGCAUGGUGGAAGAGGCAGAGGACAUAAGGGAUCUUUGAAUAAUCGUGGUCGUGGAGCAGGGCAAAUGGGUAAUGGAGGACAGUCUUCUUUUGGAAGCAACCAAGGGUCUGGUUCCUUCACACGGAUGAUGCAGCAAGGAGGGAAGGGUGGACGGGGUGGUAGAGGACGGGGUAGGGUGCAGGGAAGGGAUACACAGCGGGGUGGAAUUCCGUUGCCCAUGAUGGGUCCAGGCCCUGGACCUGGUGUACCUGCCAUGGGCCCUCCAUUUGGUCCUCUUGGAUUGCCCCCAGGGGCCUUACAAGCAAUGGGUCCUGGUAUGGGUCCUGCUCCUGGUCCUCCCAUGGGUCCUGGUGGUUUUCUGCCCCCUCCGUAUGCGGCAGGUCACAUGGUCUGGGGUGGGGGUCGUGGUGGUGGUGAGAUGAACAUCUUAGCUGUUCCUCCUGGUUUAUCUCCAGUCCCUCCACCAGGCCCUUCUGGUCCGAGAUUUGUGCCAAAUAUGGGACCUGGUCCAAAUCAAGGUGUAUACUUUAAUCAGCCUGGGCCUGUCAGAGGUGCCUCUCCAAAUAUGUCAGGGGCAGGAUAUGGGAGUGUUAAUCCAAUGGGUCGAGGUAUGGUUAAUGAAAAGGCAAAUGUGGGAAGAGUUCCUCCAAGGAUUACAGGUCCUCCUGGUAAAGCACCUUCAAGAGGUGAGCAAAAUGAUUAUUCACAAAAUUUUGUUGAUACAGGCAUGCGACCCCAGAAUUUCAUCAGAGAACUAGAACUCACAAAUGUGGUUGAAGACUAUCCUAAACUGAGGGAGCUAAUCCAGAAGAAAGAUGAAAUUGUUGCAAAAAGUGCUUGCCCUCCUAUGUAUCUGAAAUGUGAUUUGCGUGAAACCGUGCUUGCUCCCGAAUUGUUUGGAACAAAGUUUGAUGUCAUCCUCGUUGAUCCACCCUGGGAGGAAUAUGUACAUAGGGCUCCUGGUGUUGGGGAUCAUAUGGAGUACUGGACAUUUGAAGAAAUUCAGAAUAUUAAGAUAGAGGCAAUUGCAGAUACUCCAUCGUUCAUUUUUCUUUGGGUUGGUGAUGGUGUGGGACUUGAACAGGGACGUCUUUGUCUCAAAAAGUGGGGAUUUCGGAGAUGUGAAGAUAUUUGUUGGGUCAAGACAAACAAGGCCAAUCCAUCUCCAGGCUUACGUCAUGAUUCCCACACAUUAUUUCAGCACUCAAAGGAGCAUUGUUUGAUGGGUAUAAAGGGAACUGUUCGUCGGAGUACUGAUGGGCAUAUAAUUCAUGCUAACAUUGACACAGAUAUAAUCAUUGCAGAAGAACCACCUCAAGGAUCAACUACAAAGCCUGAGGAUCUAUAUCGUAUAAUUGAACACUUUGCCCUUGGUCGCCGACGCUUAGAGCUUUUUGGUGAGGACCAUAAUAUACGGGCAGGUUGGCUUACAGUCGGCAAGGGGCUUUCAUCAUCAAAUUUCAAUUCAGAGGGCUACAUCAAGAACUUUUUAGAUAAAGAUGGGAAAGUUUGGCAAGGUGGAGCUGGUCGUAACCCACCUCCUGAUGCUCCUCACCUCGUUGGAACCUCACCUGAGAUAGAAAGUCUUCGACCUAAAUCUCCACCACAAAAAAGCCAGCAGCAGCAAACAAAUUCUGUUUCACAGCCUGCAGCGAAUUCUACAAGCAAGAAGGCUUCAUCCACAUCUCCAGGUCCUGCACAGAAUACACAACCAUCAGCUGUGGCAACUUCUGUUGGUGGAUCUGCUCAGGAAGUUCAAGUUUCCAAUGCAUUAGGCUCAGUACCUGCUUUGCCUGUGUCAGAAAUGUCUAGAACUGGCAGUUCUGUUCCAAUUAAUGAACAAAGACCAGUUCCUGUGCACCCAAGCUCCUCUAAAACGUCAAGUAUGGGGCCGAGAGCUGGCUUGGAGGUUGAUGGCAGCACUGAGGAGGAAAAAUUUCUAGAUGCAGGAACGCCUGGAAACCUGGAUUCACAGAAGUAAAAUCCUUCCUAGUUGCCUGCUAGAUGCAGGUGUUUUAAAUGGAGGCUCUGACAGCACCUGUUCUUCUUGUAUCAUGCAUAUCACAGCAACUGCUAUUUUUAAAUUGUCAAGGACAGACAGAAAACCAUACAACUAUUGCGGAGGGAGAAAGCUGCUGGAGGUUUGGGUUCUGAGUAUUCCAAAUUAUUUUGUUGUUUUUAUUGAUCUGAGGGAAUUUUUCCUUUUUCCCUUUGUAUCUAUGCCCCCUGUUACUAGAUGGCUGAUAAUUUCGGUCUCUUAAUUGAAGUCUGGAUUUUAGAAAGUACAUUUUGUUCUAAAAUAUCCUUGAUUCAGUUUUCCAGUGAGUGUAUUCAUUAUA
This is a messenger RNA of Cryptomeria japonica (Japanese cedar), 4920 nucleotides long. Its product is annotated as N6-adenosine-methyltransferase non-catalytic subunit MTB. Lineage: Eukaryota; Viridiplantae; Streptophyta; Pinopsida; Cupressales; Cupressaceae. The transcript is spliced from 7 exons. Bases 480 to 4562 code for a protein of 1360 amino acids. Gene Ontology annotation, cellular component: nucleus; RNA N6-methyladenosine methyltransferase complex. The record is from RefSeq and is a predicted model, not a curated record. Gene Ontology annotation, molecular function: mRNA binding; methyltransferase activity.